Molecule: messenger RNA, 2034 nt
Organism: Ilex paraguariensis (yerba mate)
Lineage: Eukaryota; Viridiplantae; Streptophyta; Magnoliopsida; Aquifoliales; Aquifoliaceae
Source: the annotation of a GenBank genome assembly
AUGACAGCCAUUGCAAACCCUCGGCGUCUUUCUCGCCAUUUCUCAAAGGCUAAUGAAGUAAGAACCUUGGUUUCAUCAGUCCAACUCCCUCAAAGGAACACGGUUCUUUCUGAGUCUUUGUAUGACCAUUUAUUGGAUAAAUGCCCAGAUAUCAAACUGUUGAAGAAGCUCCACUCCCAGAUUAUCUAUGAUCCAGACCUUUGCUCCAAUUCAUCCAUUGGCAUCAAACUAAUGAGAGCUUAUGCUGCUUGUGGGCAGCCCGAAGUCACUCGCCAGAUAUUCGAUAAAAUUCCUGACAGAGAUAUCGUCUUUUUCAAUGUGAUGAUCAGAAGCUAUGUGAACAACAACAUGUACCGAGAUGCUCUUUUUGUAUAUAAAAACAUGACUACUAAUAACAUUAAGCCUGAUCAUUAUACUUUCCCUUGUGUUUUAAAAGCGUGUUCUGGGUACAAUAAUUUGCGGGUUGGUUUGCAAAUUCAUGCCCCAGUUAUGAAAAAGGGUCUUGAAUCGAAUUUAUUUAUUGGGAAUGGGCUGGUUGCCAUGUAUGGAAAGUGUAAGUGGUUAGUUGAAGCUCGAAGGGUUCUCGAAGAAAUGCCUUGUAGAGAUGUGGUUUCUUGGAACUCAAUGGUUGCUGUGUAUGCACAAAAUGGACAGUUCGAUGAUGCUUUAGAAGUAUGUAGGGAAAUGGAAUCGUUAGGAAUAAUACCUAAUGCUGGUACAAUGGCUAGUCUCUUACCCGCUGUUACUUACACAGCUAGGGACAAUGUUAUGUUUAUUAAGGACAUGUUUGUGAAUGCUAAACAGACACUGGUUUCUUGGAAUGUGAUGAUAGCUGUGUAUGUCAAUAAUUCUAUGCCUUCUGAGGCUGUUGAACUCUAUUCACAGAUGGACGCUCAUGGAUUGGAACGGGAUGCAAUAACUGUUGCUAGCAUUCUUCCUGCUUGUGGGGAUCUUUCGUCUCUGUUACUCGGAAGGCGGAUCCAUGAGUAUGUUGAAAGAAAGAGACUUAUGCCGAAUUUGUCGUUAGAGAAUGCAUUGAUCGAUAUGUAUGCCAAGUGUGGAAGUCUACAAGAGGCGAGGAAAGUGUUUGAUGGGAUGCAACGUAGGGAUGUUGUUUCAUGGACUUCAAUGAUCUCGGCUUAUGGUAUGAGUGGGCAAGGUCGCAAUGCUGUCGCGCUUUUUCACAAAAUGCGGAAGAUGGGUCUCACUCCUGAUUCCAUUGCCUUUGUUUCAAUUCUUUCAGCUUGCAGCCAUGCUGGAUUAUCUGAUGAAGGGCAAUAUUGUUUUAAUUUAAUGACUGAAGAGUAUGGGAUAGCUCCAAGGUUAGAACACUAUGCUUGCAUAGUUGAUCUUCUAGGACGAGCUGGACGAGUGGAUGAUGCCUAUAAUUUUGUAAAGGAAAUGCCAAUGGAGCCUAAUGAAAGGGUAUGGGGCGCUUUGUUGAGUGCUUGCCGGGUUCACUCAAACAUGCAUAUUGGGCUUGUGGCUGCAGAUUUUCUUUUUCAUUUGGCUCCUGAGCAGGCUGGUUAUUAUGUCUUGUUAUCCAACAUUUAUGCAAAGGCUGGGAGAUGGAAAGACGUAACAACCAUCCGAUCAAUAAUGAAGAGCAAAGGAAUCAAGAAAAUGCCUGGUGUUAGCAAUGUUGAGGUCAAUGAUCGGGUGCACACCUUUCUUUCCGGUGACCAAUUGCAUCCACAAUCCAAGAAAAUCUAUGAAGAGUUGGAUGUAUUAGUGGGGAAAAUGAAAGAAGCAGGCUAUGUCCCUGAGACAGAGUCCGCCCUUCAUGAUGUGGAAGAGGAAGAUAAGGAAAAUCAUCUAGCUGUUCACAGUGAGAAGUUGGCUAUUGUGUUUGCAAUUAUCAACACAAAACCAGGGACACCAAUCAGAAUUUCCAAGAAUUUACGUAUUUGUGGGGAUUGCCACAUUGCUGCGAAGCUUAUCUCCGAGAUUGCUGAUCGUGAAAUCAUAAUUAGGGAUACAAAUCGUUUUCAUAGUUUCCAGAAUGGGGCUUGCUCAUGUGGUGACUAUUGGUGA